This is a messenger RNA of Lachancea meyersii CBS 8951, 2628 nucleotides long. Lineage: Eukaryota; Fungi; Ascomycota; Saccharomycetes; Saccharomycetales; Saccharomycetaceae. The record is from the annotation of a GenBank genome assembly.
AUGAGUGGGGCUCAGGCCACGAAUGGUCAAAAUCGGCCGUCUGUCAGCCAGCUUUUCAAACGGACAGAGGUCAUAGGACGAGGUAAAUUUGGGGUCGUCUACAAGGGCUAUUACACCAAGACUCGCCAGGUGUGUGCGAUCAAAGUACUGAAUUUGGACUCUGCUGACGACGAGGUGGAGGACGUGCAGAAAGAAAUCCAAUUUUUGUCUUCGCUGAAAAGUGUACCGAACAUUACGCACUACUAUGGAUCAUAUCUGAACGAUACCAAACUGUGGGUUAUCAUGGAGCAUUGUGCCGGUGGGUCGUUGAGAACGCUGCUGCGACCGGGAAAAAUCGGUGAGCAGUAUAUAGGAGUGAUCAUGCGGGAGAUUUUGACAGCUUUGAUGCAUAUUCAUCGGGAUGGUGUCAUACAUCGUGACAUCAAAGCCGCCAACAUUCUAAUAACAAACGAUGGACACGUCAAACUCUGCGAUUUCGGUGUGGCAGCACAGCUGUCGCAAACUAAAAUCAGACGCCAGACAAUGGCGGGCACGCCGUACUGGAUGGCGCCAGAGGUCAUCAUGGAGGGUGUGUACUACGACACGAAAGUUGACAUAUGGUCGUUGGGUAUCACGAUAUAUGAAAUCGCCACGGGAAAUCCCCCGUACUGCGACGUCGAGGCGCUGCGAGCUAUGCAGCUUAUUACCAAGUCCAAGCCGCCUCGACUGGAAGGACGUCAAUAUUCAAGUUCGUUAAAAGAGGUCAUCGCGCUGUGUCUCGACGAAGAUCCAAAAGAAAGACCGUCUGCAGAAGAGCUUUUGAAAACGAAGUUCAUCAAGCUGUAUAAGAACUUGCCAGUGUCUAUCUUGAAAGAGCUGAUUAGUCGGUAUCUCCUUCACCGUGAACAACAACCCCAACGUGAGUCCGCUUCCAUGUCUUUAGAUGACGACAACUCUAGCAAAUCAGACGCUUCCCCGUCUGAACAUAACUUGGACGUGAAAUGGGACUUUGAUUCCUUGAGCUCCAACGAAUACAUUAUCGAAAACGACAUCAACAUAGAUGCCAUUCCAAAAGAAUCUGCAACUAACGAGCACUUCAACUUCGCAUAUCCCGAAGACGACCUAUUCUAUCACACAAAUAAAAGACACUUUCAGAAUACCACGAUGGGCAAAGCGACACCCAAUGUUGCGACGAACAACUUCACCUUACAGGCAACUAAUAAUCAUAACAAUAACACCACUUAUCAGAACAUCACAAACACCAAAUAUCAUAGCAAACAGAGUCAGGUCAACACAAGCAAGAAGUCCGAAACAAAGGCUUCUAAAGCAUUGCUGCAACUGUUUGAAGAUAAUGAGGAUACCGCAGCGGAAUCUGAGUACUCAAGGACGGGUGGAUCGAUGUCCGUUAAGUCACAGGAGGAUAGUCAAAGAAUUACCAAUCAGCCGCCAGAGCGUGCUCCACUUUCCGAUGCAAUCAAGGCUCCUAUUUACCAGAGCCAGAGCACACCGGUCUUGCCCAUGUUGCAGACAGCGUUCAAUCAAGCCGUUGCCAUGGGGCACCAAAGCUCCACGGCUUUACCCACUCCAAUAGAAAUCGAGAUUCCAGAAGAACUGCCGUCUAGUCAGGAAGGAGCCGGCACCGCCGUCACAAAGCCCAGGUCGUCGACUGUUUCAAUUCCCUCGAACAAACAAGCUUCUGUCCUACAAAGAAGGCCCACUGUUUCUGGGAGUAGCAUGGGACGUGACCCUUCGAGUACGGGUUUGAAAUCAGCACACGAUGAUAAACAGCGACCACUCGCUGCGGUAUCAAACGGAGUUAUCAGCAAGCCCAUCGCCCGGAGUGCAUCGCCCUUAAAAGGUAUGGAAGGCUCCCCAGGCAAACCUGGCUCUGCAACAGGGGCUACUGGUGUUGUUCCUUUGGCAAUGAAGCCUGUUGCACCCGAUAAAUCAGACGUUCUGUUGAAACCCAUGAAUGGAGAUGAUACCGAGGCUGGACGAACCAGAAUAAACCGAGACUUCACGCGUCGAAACCCGAAUUUGAAACUACAGAUGCCCUCACCCACGUCUGCACUUCCAAACCCAUUGCUGGAAAACGUUACUGGUGCAUUUGUGAACUCCGAGGACGCCAAUAUCAAUCAGUUCGGUUUCAACCCCAGCUCCACGCUGCCUGUGGCGAUGACGCCAGUUGUUGAGAGAGGCAAUGAUUUGCUGAAGCGAAAAGUGAGCACUACAGGAAGCACUACGUCUGGCAGCCGAAACAACAGCAUAACGCAGGAGGCCACUGCAAAUACGAGUACAUCUGCAAACGCUCCUGUUACCACUUUGGGAGGUGCAAAUAACGGCAAUUUGUCAAACGCGACCCCGGCCGCCGUCAACGGCACCUCAAUGCUUUCAGGAGCGAAUUCGAAUGCAAAUGCACCGUCCGGCAGCAUACCAAUGAUGGAGAGACCGCCAAAGUCUCUACAAAUGGACAUGUUCGUGGACUUCCCAGACGAUGCUACGGGAGAAAUUUCAAGUGACCACGAUCACGACCGCAAAUUUCUAGUUUUGCGAGAGCUGGACUCUCUACUACAAACAAUCGAAGACGGGCUACCUGCGAUGGAGUAUGCCUUGAAAGAAGUGUUGAGCAAGACAGACGAGUCCAAGUAA